AAUGAAAUAAAAAUUUAAAUACUUAGACGGAUGACUUAGAUAGAUAUUUAACAACAUUGAUAAAUAGCUAGCUAGAGGACUGUACCUAGACACAUGUAAGAAAGGGAGUAUUGAUUGAGGGGGUGAAUGUCUGCUGCUAGAAUGUUAAGCCUGGCACGCCGUUUCUAGAGGGCUGAACGCUUCCACACCACCAGUCGAUCUGUAUAUUAUUGGGUCCAAGAUCCAAGGAUUUAAAAGAUGGAUGAAUCAGAGUUGGAGAUCAGAUCUCAAGAUGAAGUUUGUGACCUUUCUUCAUGGCACAGUAAUUCCAAAAAGCACUCUUCAGCUUUCAUGCACAUCAAUGCAUUUGCAGAAGCAACUCGAGCCUGCAAUUCUGAUCUCGAUGCUGACCAAGAAAUGGUGCAGCACUGUAGCAUAUGUGGUAAAGGAUUUUACCAUGUUCAUGAUUUACGGGACCACGAACUUACCCAUAUUGGCAGCACCAGCACCAAAUGUAGCAGCAGUAGUAGCAAUAGCAGUUGCAAUGUCAACACUAACAACAGCAGCUGUAGCAACAACAAUAGUAACAGCAAUGACAGCAAGAACUUUCUCUUUAACAAGACAUCAGAAGUUGAGUGCAAUGGCAAACUGGGCUCCCCUUGCAAUUUGUGUAUGAACCAGGAGUACAGCAUGUCAGACAACAAUGGCAAAUGUUUAUCUGAUUGUGAUAUCUGUGAUGAAGAAGGAUCUAGUGAAGGCCGCACAAGACGACUCUUGUCAAUGGAUGCUGAAGCGUCACCAGAUAGUUGCCAUGGCAUGACCCAUUUUGACUGUGACUUAUGUGGAGAGCGAUUCAAACUGCGUGGGAGUAUGCUUCGACACCGGCAGACACACAUUACACACCGACCUUUUUCUUGUCCUAUAUGUGGCAAAAUGUUCACACUUCGUGGUAACAUGAAAAAGCACCAAGCUAUUCACGAAGGCCUGAAACCUUUCCAUUGCAAUGUGUGUGGACGACGAUUUGGUCUUCGUGGUAACCUGCGACAGCACCAGGUGGUGCACACUGGAGUUAAACCUUUCGACUGUGCCAUAUGUGGUCGCCAGUUUUCUCUACGUGGAAACAUGGAAAAACACAAGCGGAUACACUCUUACUAAUUUGUUUUGGUUCAAAUAGACUCGGUUUAUCAUCAGGUAAAGCAGGUAGGUAGCAAUGCCAUGGUCUAUUUACACUUUCCUAACCUGUUAGCAUGAACACAUGAACAGACAUUUCACUGUUUCAUCCAUAUGAGCCUUGGCACAGGGAACAAAGACAGUUUUUGAUAUUUAGUCCACUGACAGUGUUUCCUUCUACUUUGUGUAUGAGAAAAGACUUCUACACCAAGAACAGAAACAGCUUCACCUAUAAUUUUAUGUACAGAUACAGUCUUCUUUCACUUCAGUCAGUCAACCCACCAUUUUAUAAACUGCAAUUCUAUCAAGAAAAGCAGCUAUCUGCUGUUCUAUGUAAAAUUAUCAACUUCUGUCAUAGUCUGGAGACACAAUUAUGCACCAUCUCCUAUUUUUCUAUAACAAAUAGAUCCCUACUUUCAUCUUUUUUGUCUAGUUUUUCUUCUUUUCUUCCUUUCUUUUACUAUUUUCUUCUUUCUGUCCUUUUGACUUCUCUCUUCUUUUUUUUUUGUAUCUCUUCUUUCUUCUGUCUUUUUCCCUAAUGUCUCCAGUCCCUGUGUUCUCAAUCUACUUAUCACAUGCACCAGGCCUCAACUGUUGAGGUUAGCCUUUACAAGUACCCUAUGACAUUCUGUGGGUUAGGGGUAAGGAUAAGGUUGUCUUACAAAACUUUGUUUACAUUGAUAUUUGCUAUAACAAUCUAUCCAAAACAUUUGUCACCGAUAAAAUGGCCCCACUUAUUGUAAAAA
This is a messenger RNA of Octopus sinensis (East Asian common octopus), 1895 nucleotides long. RefSeq names its product zinc finger protein 16-like. The coding region runs from base 238 to 1134 and encodes 298 amino acids. The transcript has 3 exons. Gene Ontology annotation, molecular function: DNA-binding transcription factor activity; RNA polymerase II cis-regulatory region sequence-specific DNA binding. The record is from RefSeq and is a predicted model, not a curated record. NCBI's taxonomy places the organism in Eukaryota, Metazoa, Mollusca, Cephalopoda, Octopoda, Octopodidae. Gene Ontology annotation, biological process: regulation of transcription by RNA polymerase II.